AGUAGAGGCCCGGAUAACAAGGUUUGAUGGCGGGGUUGCCUGAACUGUACGGCGUUGAGGACGCACAAGAACUUUUGUCAAGACUGCGACCACGUGAAAAGAGAGCGCGACGAAUUCACGUUAACCGACUUGCUAUCAGACAACAACUGGAGAAGGAAGGAGUACCGACAUGGAAUGUACAGACGCCGGAGCAACAGGAGAUAGCGAAAUCAAAGGAAUCUCCAGUGCCUGUUGCUGUCAAUACGGACGAACUAAGAGCACAACAAGAAGAGAGUGUAAUAAUGGAACCGAUAGUGCCAGAGAUAGUUAAUGAAAAUGAACCGCAAGCAGAUAAUGAUUUAGAUUUGCAAGAGGGUUAUGCGUCUUCUCUCUCGAUUGGAAGCAAUGAGGUUAUACAAACAACACCAACAGAAUUUCUACAACCUCAACUUACAUCCACUCCAUGUGGCCACGGCCAUUCUUUGCCUCCUAGACGAAGAGUAGUCUCAUCUUUAAUGAAAACGCACGAUAACAGCAUAUCGCUGCAGGAUCCCAAGGAUGCGAUGGCACAAAUAUUGUACGAAUGUGAGGUGUCUACAUUGAGUCAGUCUGCUUCUGCAGCUGCAGAGUGUGAAACAAGUGAAGGGUCGGGAGUAGUGGAGCUUGUUGAAGUAGGUACUCAGCAAACUGCAGUUAGAGGUAAGACUACCCAGAAACAGAGACAACAUCAAACACAGGAAGAUGAGGACUUGGAUGAGUUGGGAGGAGAUCAAGAGGUUACUUUGUUGGCCAUUGAUUCGAGGACUCGGUCUGCUGCAAGUAUCACUGAUCUUGAUGUGGCUAUGACAGUUGUCAAACGUGUUUGUUUGGAUUAUGGGAACAAUAGUGAAAGUUAUGAACAAGAAGCAAUUCGUUCCUUCUAUCAGCACGUGAAGAAAAGUGCGACUAAAGCAAUUGGGGAUCUGUGUCACUUAAACGAAGUUCGAAGAGAGUUAAAUAAGCUCAAAAAAGAUAGGAAAAAGCAAAUGGAAAACGUAAUAUAUCUGCAACACCACAAGGCAAAGAUUGAUAUGCACCUGAAACGUCAAAGGGAACAAAUGGCAGACCUGACAGAUAAGAGAGAUAAGACAGAAAGCUGCUUGAAGUUUCUGAAAGGUCUGGAACAGCUGAAACUCAGGCUUAGUUUGCAACACGAGAAGACAUGAAGUGGCAAGUUGUUUGACUGUGUACAGUGUCCAUUGAUGCUUGCAUUAUCCAUCUAAUUUGAGUCUGCAAUACAACAGGGUUAUUCAUCGCAUCAGUUUCAGGAUCACCUUGUGUUGUUGGAGUUUGAUGGCUCAAAUUAAAAUAACUGGUAGGAAUGUCCUGAUACAGUAACACACACUGCAGUAGUAUGUACAGUGAGUACAUUAAGUACGUACAAUGAGCAAUAACUGCACACAUUAGCAAACAACCUCAGCAAACAGUCAUCUAUGAUGUAGAAACUUGAAGAGGACAACACAUCAUACUGAUUACGGUAACACAACUCCUACAUACAGUCAACUAAGCAGUCACUCAUCUGUAUCAACUGAUGUUCACUUUGGCAAUGCUAGCUCAGCUGCUGGACAGUCAAGAGAAUCAGUUAAACAAUGCAAGGGAAACUGUGUCUGCACAUGACACACAGUAACUUCUCAAGAGUUGAUUUGAGAAAUUUCUUUACUUGCCUGUUGGGGUACUGUAGAAACGAAGAGAAGAUGAACAGAAGGAAUAAAGAGAGAAGCAAACUGCCUAGAAGACAGUACAAAUGAAAGUCUCUCAGGCCACACGGUAUGACAGCUGUAUAUCCAACAGUGAUCUCUUAACUUAAUUACCAGUAGAUGCAGUGGACUCUGUACAGUGCCACUUCUCUGCGUCUCCAUCAACAAAUUUGUAUCUCCUAGGAAUAACUGAGGACAGAAGGCAUAACCACAAGCAUCUACGGUUGACAUCUUUCUUGUCCCUUCUUGGGGGUAAGAGAUCCAUGAAUCUGUUGUAUCACUGGGUGAGGUUAAGACUAUAUUGGUACUGACUACUGAAGUAACUUUGUACUCAUCUUAUAUAUAAUCGUCUUUUUCUGUCUGUUCGCAAUGGAGGGCUAAAUUGCUGAAGUGGUGAUCGUAAAUUUGGGAUGAUACUUUGUUUGGUCUUGCAAAUAACAUGAGUGCAGUAAUUGGACUAAACCAUUAGCCGUUAAGUUUUGAAAACAAAAUAUAUGCAUAAGUAUUCGGGCA
Messenger RNA from Corticium candelabrum, 2228 nucleotides. RefSeq lists its product as uncharacterized. Lineage: Eukaryota; Metazoa; Porifera; Homoscleromorpha; Homosclerophorida; Plakinidae. The record is from RefSeq and is a predicted model, not a curated record. The transcript is spliced from 8 exons. Gene Ontology annotation, cellular component: nucleus. The coding region runs from base 27 to 1184 and encodes 385 amino acids.